CGGCAAUCUCUUUCUCAGUUGCACCCACUAUUGUUCAUUUGCUUCUCCCAAGCAGAAACUGUUUUGUCAUCUUGACUCGCAAGAUGUCGUACGCCCCCAGAAUCCCGAAUGCGCAAUGGGACGCGCACAAAAAGCAAAUCCGCGCCUUGUAUCUGGUCGAAGACAAAACUCUAGACCAGACGAUCGAAAUCAUGAGGGAGCGCUACGGAUUUUCUGCAACCGACAAGCAAUAUGUGCGUAAGCUCAAGGCUUGGGGCAUGAAGAAAAAUGUCAGCAGGCACCAGUGGAAGCAGAGUGUCAGCUUGGUCCAGAAGCGGAAGGCUGAAGGGAAGGAGACGAAGCUGACCAUAGAUGGCAUGGUCAUCUCUGCUAAGAGAAUGAAGAAAGAGAUGGGCAGAUACUCCUAUCCUCAAUAUGGGCCUGGAGGGAUGUCAGGUAAGCUUCCUCUCUAG
Messenger RNA from Ilyonectria robusta, 452 nucleotides. Its product is annotated as Clr5 domain-containing protein. NCBI's taxonomy places the organism in Eukaryota, Fungi, Ascomycota, Sordariomycetes, Hypocreales, Nectriaceae. The record is from RefSeq and is a predicted model, not a curated record. The transcript has 2 exons. The coding region runs from base 84 to 452 and encodes 122 amino acids.